Messenger RNA from Salmo salar (Atlantic salmon), 1815 nucleotides. RefSeq lists its product as uncharacterized. NCBI's taxonomy places the organism in Eukaryota, Metazoa, Chordata, Actinopteri, Salmoniformes, Salmonidae. The record is from RefSeq and is a predicted model, not a curated record.
AAGACUCAAGGCUGUAAUCGCUGCCAAAGCUGCUUCAACAAAGUACUGAGUAAAGGGUCUGAAUAUUUAUGUAAAUAUUACAUUUUAUUUUUGCUGUAAAAUUUCUAGAAACCUGUUUUUGCAUUGUCAAUAUGGGGUAUUGUGUAGAUUUCUGAGAAAACAGGUGGACUGUCCUCCCAUCCUAGAGAGACCACUGGAGAUCGACUGUCCUCCCAACCUAGAGGGACCACUGGAGAUGGCUAACAGUCUCAACACAGAGGUAGCUGAGAACACAGAGAGGAUGGAUGAGGAGUUGGAAAGAGGAAGGGAUUCUCCUCUCCUCCUGGACCACCAUCACAUGAGUUCUCCAGAUGAAUUUACUCCUGAAAUCCAUAAUAAGGACAACAGGGGAGAGUACCGAUUCCAGUGUCCCCAUGCAGGUCUGUUCCGGUGCAGUAUAACAGGACUGGUGUUUAGGAUGGAGGGAGAGGGAGAGGUGCUCUAUAGGACAGUCCCCUGGGACUGGAGGCUUCUAGCCCAGAAUGGCAAGAGACCUGCAGGACCCCUGUUCAAGUUUACAUGCCUUAAGAGGUCUGUCUGUCAACUACACCUCCCACACUGUGAGAUCUACAAUAGUGGUGGAUGUGACUUCCUGUCUGUAGCCCAUGUGACUGAUGACAUCAUAGAGUUUAUCCCUCCCCGUGAGAUAACAGAAACACACAUCAUAAUAAACAUCAGUGGAUUCUCUGCUUAUGGUGAAGUCAAGGAUGAAGACUCACCCACCGUUCCUAUAAGGGCACUUGUCUUGUUGUUCUACAAACCCCCAGUUGUUCCUAAAAAGAGAUCCAUCCUGAAUGUGUUGUGGCUUCCCAGAAAUGCUGUGAUCAGGGAGGUGCAGGAGGAGUGGAAAAGAAGGAAUGGAGACAAAUGCAUCUAUAUUGAAACAAAUCCUCGCUGCCAACUAACUCCAAAUAAAGAAUACGAGCUCUCCACAGAUCUUACAGAUGAAUAUCUAAUUCAACCAAAGGAUGCAGAAUUUGUAGAUUUUGAAUCCUAUGAAAACUACUUCCCAACAUUCCAGUUGUUCAUACAAACUGUUGUUGUGGAAGUUAAUCUUCUUCUGAAAGAAAAUGGUGGUGAAGAAUCUGUCUGGUACAGACAUGUCUGGCUUCCAGCCACGCCCCCAAGCGAUGACUCAGCAGUCUCCCCAACAGAAGUUCCCUCUUCAGUUAAACCACCAGGUGGUGCUACAGCAGGGACAACAAAUGUUUCUUAUCUGCUGCUGGGCACUCUGGCAGAGCUGGUUUCAAAAGAGCUGGAGGCAUUUCAGUGGCACCUGAUUCAGGGUGUGGAGGGCUUUACUUCAAUCCCAAGGGGCCAGCUGGAGAACGCUAACAAACAGGUCACAGUGGAUAGGAUGGUGCAGCAAUACCUUGACGACGGCGCUGUGAAGAUCACACUGGAGAUCCUGAGGAAGAUGGACCAGAACAAACUGGCUGAAUACUUAGAGAAGAAGUUCCCAAACAAUGUCUGAAUUGUAUACAGUAUGUCUACAACUGUAUAUGCGUUCACACGUCAAGUCUUCUCGAGUUGGGCUCGGUGAUGGAACAACUGCUGAACAUCUGAGUAUGUGGUUGUUUGUGUGGGAAGGGUGGAUUGUGUGUGUGUGUAUCCCACAUCUGUUGUUAUGGGGUAAUGGUGUUAGGGACAAUAUACUGUAGGAUGAAUCACAAUAAUGAUUUGCCAAAAUAAUAAUUCCUUGCCAAAAAUGUGAUUUUUGUAAUGUCAGUCCUGGUUAUAGGUAACAAUCCUUUGUAUAAACUGCCUACAUUAUUA